Saccharomyces kudriavzevii IFO 1802 is the source of this 1029-nucleotide messenger RNA. Its product is annotated as aldose 1-epimerase superfamily protein. Gene Ontology annotation, biological process: beta-D-galactose catabolic process via UDP-galactose, Leloir pathway; glucose metabolic process. Gene Ontology annotation, molecular function: carbohydrate binding; aldose 1-epimerase activity. The record is from RefSeq and is a predicted model, not a curated record. The transcript has a single exon. NCBI's taxonomy places the organism in Eukaryota, Fungi, Ascomycota, Saccharomycetes, Saccharomycetales, Saccharomycetaceae. Bases 1 to 1029 code for a protein of 342 amino acids.
AUGACAAAUAGUAACACUGAAAACAAGUACAAAGUAAUCACAAUUGGUGAUGAAAAAAGAUUCCAAGCUACCAUCGCCCCACUUGGAGCUACUUUGGUGGAUCUGAAGGUAAACAACCAAUCAGUUGUCCAAGGGUAUUCGAACGUACAAGACUACUUGACAGAUGGUAACAUGAUGGGUGCUACUGUUGGUCGUUACGCCAACCGUAUUGCCAAGGGUGUUUUUAGUUUGGAGGAUGGUCCUCACAAAUUGACUGUUAACAACUGCGGUAACACCAAUCAUAGCAGUAUCAGUUCUUUAAACCUCAAACAGUAUAGGGCAUCCCCUGUUGAAAAUCCUUCCAAGGAUGUCUUUGUUGUUGAGUUCAAGCUGUUGGAUGACCACACGCAACCCAACCCUAACGAAUUCCCAGGGGAUUUGGAAGUUACAGUGAAGUACACCUUGAAUGUUGCUGAAAUGACUUUGGGCAUGAAAUAUCAGGCACAAUUAGUGCGUGGAGAUGCUACUCCUAUAAAUAUGACCAACCACUCAUACUUCAACUUGAACAAGACCAAAAACGAAAAGUCUAUCAGUGGUACAGAAGUUAAGGUCUGCUCGAACAAAUCACUGGAAGUGACCGAAGGAGCACUACUUCCUACCGAGAAAAUCAUCGAAAGAAAAAUCGCUACCUUUGAUUCCGCUAAGCCUACCGUUUUGCACGAUGACGCUCCAGUUUUUGAUUGUACUUUCAUUAUUGAUGCAAAUAAGGAUUUGCACACCACCGACUCUGUUAGCGUAAACAAGUUAGUUCCUGUUUUUAAGGCUUACCACCCGGAAUCGCGCAUCACUUUUGAGGUCUCGACAACAGAACCAACUGUUCAUCUCUACACUGGUGACAAUUUAUGCGGUAAAUUUACACCAAGAUCAGGAUUCGCCGUUCAACAAGGCAGAUACGUUGACGCCAUUAACCAUGAUAAAUGGAGAGAUUGUGUUCUUUUGAAGCGCGGCGAGGUAUACACUUCAGAGACUCAAUAUCGUUUCGGAAUUUAG